AUGAAAUACGUGGUUGUCUCUGGAGGUGUCAUUUCCGGCAUUGGUAAGGGUGUCUUGGCCUCUUCCACUGGCCUUUUGCUCAAGACCAAGGGUCUCAAGGUCACAUCCAUCAAAAUUGAUCCCUACAUGAACAUUGACGCCGGAACGAUGUCUCCUCUGGAGCACGGUGAGGUUUUUGUUCUCAACGAUGGUGGUGAAGCUGAUUUGGAUCUCGGUAACUACGAGCGGUACAUCAACGUCACCCUUACUCGGGACCACAACAUUACCACCGGUAAGAUCUACCAGCACGUGAUUGAGCGAGAGAGACGAGGUGAGUAUCUUGGAAAGACUGUGCAGAUUGUUCCUCAUCUCACCAACGCCAUUCAAGACUGGAUUGAGCGUGUGGCCAAGAUUCCCGUCGAUGACACUGACGAGGAGCCUGACGUCUGCAUCAUCGAACUCGGAGGUACUGUUGGUGACAUUGAGUCCGCUCCUUUUGUUGAGGCUCUUCGGCAGUUCCAGUUCCGUGUCGGUCCUGACAAUUUCGCACUCAUCCACGUGUCUCUCGUGCCCUUCAUUCACGGUGAGCAGAAAACCAAGCCUACCCAGGCCGCCAUCAAGGACUUGCGAUCGCUGGGUCUGACCCCCGACAUUAUUGCAUGCCGAUGUCAGGCUGAGCUUGAGGCUAGUACAAUCAACAAGAUUGCCAUGUUCUGCAACCUUGGUCCCAAGCAGGUGCUUGAUGUGUACGACGUCAACUCUACCUACCAUGUUCCUCUUCUUCUGCAGAAGCAAGGAAUUAUCGACUUGCUCACCCGAAAAUUGGCUCUCGACCAAAUCUCGAUCUCAGGAAGAUUCCGAGAUCGUGGUAAUGGUCUGCUCGGAAAAUGGCGACAGCUAACUACUCAGCAUGACCGGUCGUUCGAGACUGUUUCCAUUGCAAUGGUUGGAAAGUACACACAUCUUCAGGAUUCUUACCUAUCUGUCAUUAAGGCCCUGGAGCACUCCGCCAUGAAGUGCCACCGAAGACUCGAGAUUCUGUGGAUUGAGUCGUCCGACUUGGAGUCUGAGUCAGAUGAGAAGGCAAAGUACCACCAGGCUUGGACUAAGUUGUGCCGGGCAGAUGGUAUCCUUGUUCCUGGUGGUUUUGGCACUCGAGGAACUGAGGGUAUGAUCAAGGCCGCAAACUGGGCCCGAGAAAACAAGAAGCCUUACCUUGGUAUCUGUCUGGGUCUUCAGAUUGCCGUCAUCGAGUUUGCACGAAAUGUCUGUGAGCUUGAUGGGGCCAACUCGGAAGAGCUGGACCCUGAGACCGAGACCAAGGCUGUGGUUUUCAUGCCUGAGGGAGACCGAGAAAAGCUCGGAGGUACUAUGCGACUUGGCGCUCGAACUACUGUAUUCCAGCCCGGCUCUGAGAAGUCUAAGAUUCGAAAGCUGUACGGCUCUGCCGACAGUGUCGAGGAGCGACACCGACACCGAUACGAGGUUAACCCUGAGCUGGUGGAGACCUUUGAGGCUGCCGGUCUCAAGUUUGUUGGCAGAGACACCGCUGGCCAACGAAUGCAGGUGCUUGAGCUUGAUAACCACCCUUACUACGUGGCUACUCAGUACCACCCCGAGUACCUUUCCCGAGUGCUGGAUCCUUCUAGACCUAUCUUGGGUCUCGUGGCUGCUGCCUGUGGUAAGCUUGAUGAGAUCACCAAGGGCCAGUCUGCCGAAAUUGCCAGCGGUGAGUUUUAA
Molecule: messenger RNA, 1719 nt
Organism: Yarrowia lipolytica CLIB122
Lineage: Eukaryota; Fungi; Ascomycota; Dipodascomycetes; Dipodascales
Biological process (GO): CTP biosynthetic process; pyrimidine nucleobase biosynthetic process
Cellular component (GO): cytoplasm; cytoophidium
Molecular function (GO): identical protein binding; CTP synthase activity
Source: RefSeq, a predicted model, not a curated record